AUGUUCAGGCGUAGUUUAUCGAAUCAUCAGUCACUGGUGGAGAAGCAGGGAAGAGCGUUCACGUGUGCUGACAAUGAAGUAUGGCAAGCAACAGAUGGUGUUGAUUCGGAAAAGGAUGAAGUGGGAUUUUCGUCUUUUCAGAUUGAAAACUGGAUUGACGCCGAGGUGGCGAAGCUCUUCAAUGGAAACGAGGACAAUGGUGUGGACAUAGACUUGGAUACGCUUCUUGGCCUCGACACCGUGCCGGCAAAGCGCAAAUUUGUCUUUGAUCAUCUUCAACGCAGUCAUUGCCCAGCAUCGAUGGAUAAGAUAACAAUGUUCUUAGAUGAGAUGAUCGACCAGUUGAAAACACUAUAA
Messenger RNA from Angiostrongylus costaricensis, 357 nucleotides. The record is from the annotation of a GenBank genome assembly. Lineage: Eukaryota; Metazoa; Nematoda; Chromadorea; Rhabditida; Metastrongylidae.